AGGGAGGCGGAGGGCGGGGCGCGCCCGGCCGCCAUGGGGCGGGCCGCCCGCGAGCCCAGCGCGUCGUCCUCCGGCGACGCCGAGGCCGGCGCGGGCGGCUCCUCCGAGGGCGGCUCCAGCUCUAGCAGCGGGGGCACCGCCGCGCGCCAGGCGGCGGCGGCUGCGGUGGCCGCGCUUGCUGGCAGGAACUCCAGGGCCCUCCGCGAGGCCCCCCGCGAGGCGGACAAGAAGAAGGACGGGAAGGGCCGCAGGAAAGACGCACAGGGGCCUGAGGCAGAGGCAGCCGCCGAGGGCAAGAAGGCCCGGGCCGACGAGCGAGGAGGCGCGCGGAGAGCGGAUGGGCGCCGC
Prorocentrum cordatum is the source of this 348-nucleotide messenger RNA. Lineage: Eukaryota; Dinophyceae; Prorocentrales; Prorocentraceae. The record is from the annotation of a GenBank genome assembly.